ACCACUCAUUGAGAGCGAAGAUAUGGGAAUGUCGUUCCACCUAAGUAAGGAGGGCCUAAAUGAGGGGAACGACAUUCCCUUAUCGACGUUCUCAAUGAGUGGAAGCAUUCUGUUGCUGCAUCCACCUCAGCCUCAGAUCUACAUGAGACGUCCCUGGCUUCUUUUUCACGGGAAGAAAGGAGCGUCCCAGCACUGCUGUGUCAAUUAAGGAAUAAGAUGUGACGCGUCAGCGCUUCUAAGCAUGGACUAUUUCCGCGUAGGGAGACUAGAUCUUGCUGUCAUUUCCAUGUUAGGAGACGUGAUUCGGCUGUUUCCCUACGCCUUCUCGCGGUGUCCCCUCGUAACGGCAGUGACAGUCUUACUCAAGUUAAGAACUCCUCAUCAUGGUACUUCUCUUGUUUCUUCACGUUGAAAAUAUCAAGAAUUUUUUUCAACUUGAGGAUCAUAGUACAAUUUGGAAGUAGUAGUAGUAGUAGACCAGCCCACGUGUUGAACAAGUUAAACUGAAACAAGUAGUACGCCCUUACUCCCGCAGAGUAGAAGAUCGCGCAAAGAAGUUGUUUCUAACUAUAGUCCAUCAACUUGGG
Amoebophrya sp. A25 is the source of this 587-nucleotide messenger RNA. Lineage: Eukaryota; Dinophyceae; Syndiniales; Amoebophryaceae. The record is from the annotation of a GenBank genome assembly.